Molecule: messenger RNA, 969 nt
Organism: Cooperia oncophora
Lineage: Eukaryota; Metazoa; Nematoda; Chromadorea; Rhabditida; Trichostrongylidae
Source: the annotation of a GenBank genome assembly
AUGCUUUUAGGCCUUCACACAGCCAAAAAUCUUUUCACAAGAGGAGCGACAGUUAUUCUCACAUGUCGUGAUGAAGUGCGCGGACGAGCUGCCCUGGAGGCCGUACAAUCCCAGGUUGAAAAUGGUGCACAGUCACUGGGAGAGCGACUCCACCUCUUCACCUUGGAUUUGGCUUGUUACCAGUCUAUCUUGACAUUUUGUCACGAAAUAAAGCAAAAUUUCAAUCAUAUUGAUGUACUCAUCAACAACGCUGGUGUAAUGGGUCUCCCGUUCGAGCUUUCUCGAAAUGGAAUCGAGAUGCAUUUCGCCACUAAUGCAUUCGGUCACUAUGUAUUGGUAAACAAUUUGUUGACAUUGCUGGAGAGCAGUAAUGAUGGGAGAAUCGUCAUUGUUUCCUCCGGACUUUAUAAAGGUGUAAGUGAACCACAUCCCAUCAAUACCGUCAGCUUAUGGGCGAACAUGACUGGGAUUAUCAAGGAAGAUUCGCGUAUGCAGUCAGCAAAUUGGCCAAUUGUCUUCAUGCAGUGGAAUUGGCUAAGCAAUGAGCUACCCAUUACCUAUCGAAAUUCUCGAAAAGUUGAUAUAUUCAGGCGCCUCUCAGCAAAUCAUUGCUCGACGAAGGUGUAUGCAAUACGUCCAGGUUUCGUCGGAGGAACAGAGCUGGGUCGUGAAACUCAUUGGCUACUGCGAUCUUUGGCUUCGCCAGUUAUCUGGCUGUUCUCGAAAAACCUUGAUCAGGGCAUUGAGUCCAUCGUUCAUUGCGCUGUGACGCCCAAUGAUGAGUUGACAUCGGGUGCUUUCUACCAUGGUUGCCAAGAGGAGGAAUACGGACCUAUGGUCACAGAGGAGAAUGCUGCGAAUAUGUGGAGGACGUUCAGAAGAAUGGAAGAGUUGAUAUUGAUUCGAUGUCAUACCUUGACAGAAGAUGACCGACGCCAAGCCGAAGAGGGAAGGAGGAUGCUUCCUUAG